CAACGCUAGAAACUGAGCAUCCAGAAACGUUGCGUGCAAAUGUUGGAAGGCAGGAAGUCCGUGGGAUACCAAUUUAGCGCUAGACGUUGUUACGUAACAUGCCUGUAAAGGAUUUGAGCUCUUUAUAUCAUUACAUUGACUCUGAGCACCUGGCCGAAUUGGUCUUCAUCUACAUAUCUAUCAUGUCGGAAGGCGAGACGUUGAACAUUACCCGUCUCCCAUUCCAACCACUACCAUCUGUUGUGCCCCCGGACUCAUACGAUGCUCAUCGCAGCAAACAAACACCUUUGGUCAUCGACAAUGGCUCUACGAAUCUUCGUUUUGGAUUUGCAACCUCCUCAACACCUCGUACUGGCCUGAACGUGGUUGCAAAGUACAAAGAACGUCGAACGAAUAAGCCACUGCUUCUGUUCGGCGAGGGAAUCGAGGCUGAGAGUGGAGCUAAAGCCCAGGCAAAGACACCAUGGGAAGGAGAUGUGUUAUUGAACUUCGAUGCGCUGGAAAAUGCAUUGGAUUAUGCUUUCAUCCAUCUCGGAAUCGACACGCCUACUGUCGAUCAUCCUGUCAUUAUGACAGAGCGACUGAGCUCGCCGUUGCAUUCUCGUGCAUUAACCUCUGAGUUGAUGUUCGAACAGUACGCCGUUCCUUCUUUGGCGUAUUGCGUCGACUCAGUAAUGUCGUUCUAUCACAAUAACAUACCGUCCCCGCCUAUACCUUUCACUUCGGAUGGCUUGGUCGUAUCAUUCAACUCUGCAUCGACGUCAGUCAUUCCUCUUCUAAACGGGAAAGGCAUCAUGAGUCAUGCUAAGCGGAUACCUUGGGGUGCAACUCAAGCGACAGAAUUCCUCCUCAAACUCGUACAACUGAAAUACCCGACUUUCCCAACACGAGUAACAACAGCACAAACAAGUUGGAUGCUCCAGAACUUCUGCGAAUUUGCAAUCGAUUACCCAGCUCUCCUGCGCGAACUCAAAGAUCCAUUAAAAUUGCGAGCAUCUGAACGUAUCGUCCAGUUUCCUUUCAUCUUGCCAGUAAUAGAAGAGAAGACGGAAGAGGAACUCGCGAGGAUCGCUGAACGGAAGAAGGAACAGGGAAGGAAGUUGCAAGAAAUAGCAGCGAAGUCAAGGAUGGAGAAGUUGGUGCAGAAAGAAAGUGAUCUUCAGCAUUUGCUGAGUUUGAGGGAGCGACGGGAAGAGGAGAGCAAGAAAGACUGGGCUGCAACCCUGCAGGAGGAAGGUUUCGAGAACGACGCAGCCCUUGACGGUGCUAUCAAGAAGCUGGAAAGUAAUUUGAAGCGCGCACGCAAAAAGGAAGCCGACGGCGAGGACAUGGAGGAUGAACCGCCUUCUUUCCCUCUAAUUGAUGUGCCAGAUGCAGACCUUGACGAAGACGGUCUCAAAGAGAAGAAGAAACAGAGGCUGUUAAGAGCAGGUUACGAAGCUCGCGAGCGUGCGCGCAAGGAGAAAGAAAGGGAACGCGAGGAACGAGAAGCAGAGGAGCGUAAGGAAGAGGAAGAACGAGACCGCGACUUAGCUGGAUGGGCGACUAAGUUGCGCAAAGAACACGAUGUACGCAGUCUUCAGUCCUACAGUUUCUCCGAACGCAAGAGUAUAGUGUUGACCGCUUUGACUGAUAGGAAGAGCGCGGCGUCGCAAGCGAGGAUGAAGAGUAUAGCAAAUCUUGCUGCAGAUGAACGUGUACCCAAGAAGAGACGUAAAAACGGAGGAGAGGACAUGUUUGGCGCCGAUGAUGCAGAUUGGCAGAUAUACCGCAAGAUCAACACCACUGCGCCGUCCUCGGACGAAGAGGACGACUAUGCCAACUUGCAGACAGUGGAACAGAAGCUGCUUGCUUACGACCCGACGUUCACCGCUGAACAUACCCAUGCCUCAUUGUCCUCACAAAGGUCUGCCCUCAUGCAAGCUUUCAGACCGGAGUAUGCGGAGGGGGAUGUAGAAGGGAAAACACGCAUUCAUUUGAAUGUUGAGCGAUGGAGGGUCCCGGAAGCCUGGUUCCAGCCAAGCAUGGCAGGGGUAGAUUCUGCUGGUCUUGGAGAAGUUAUACAGACUGUCUUGGCUCGUUUUACCGACACUGAAAAGGGCAGACUCGUCAAGAACGUGUUCGUCACUGGUGGUCCUUCCCAAAUACCCAACUUGCUUCCCCGCCUAAAUGCCACCUUACGGCCAAUUCUUCCUCCUGAAAUGCCAUUGGAUAUUGUCCGCGCUGCUGACCCUGUCCUUGAUGCUUGGAGGGGUAUGGCCGACUUCGCUAGGACGGACGAGUUGAAGCGCGUCGGUGUGACGAAGGCUGAGUAUGAAGAGUGGGGCGGUGAGCGGAUCAAACGGUGGUGGGGAGGUAAUUGGAAUGCGUCUGUGCCUAUUUGAGGUUCCUGUGUUAACAACAGUUCUUGACUCGUUGUACCUAUAUCUACUGGAUUGUAAGCUUUGUGAUGAAUGCGCUAGUGGUUAAAUUGAUCUAGGCAAUGCAAAUAUUUGUACAUGAAUGUGUUACUUUCACCCAAGAAAUACACGCAUGGAAUCGGUCAGAUG
Somion occarium is the source of this 2549-nucleotide messenger RNA. The record is from the annotation of a GenBank genome assembly. NCBI's taxonomy places the organism in Eukaryota, Fungi, Basidiomycota, Agaricomycetes, Polyporales, Cerrenaceae.